AUGCUGGGCCACGUCCGCGGAGGAGCUGACAGGCAACGACGGUCCGAGUCCAAUGCUGCUCCUCCUCCGACAAAACUCUCUGCUCCCAUCUCAUCCUCCCAUGCUUCCCGAUCAACCGCGCAUCUCCCGACCAUCCAAGCCUCAGGCAAGAACGGAUACCUAGCCGCCGCUUCCGCUUCUGUGUCCUCCUCCAAGAACACAGCCUCUUCCGCUCUCGACCAUGCACCGUACAGCAGCAAGAAAUACAACGGCACCGGUUAUCAGUCAACUGAUUUAACAAGCGUUAGAAGAAUGGAUGCAGCACUCCAACAGGACCAGCAGUUACUACUGCAACACCAACAGCAGCUGCGACCACAUCAGGAAGAUGUGCGACAUCCCCGCCGUCACAGCAACUCCAACGGUCGACCUGAGAAUAACAGUAGCAGUGGUUCGAGCUCUAUCGUCUCGGGUGCAGAUGCAAAUUUUAGAGCGGGAAUGAAGCUGAUCCAGCAAGCAUACGAGGAAAAGCAUCAGUCGCUCAUUGAAGAGGUCAACACUUGGAAGUGGAUCUCCGAAGAGCAAAGUGCCCAGAUGACUGCCAUGGCAGCCGAGCUUGCCCGCGUUGAAGACAAGUACGCUGCCUUGCAGAAAGAGGCGAUUGUGUCAAUGGUGGACCAACACUCGGGCGUGUCCCUCGCAGAGCUAGAGCAAUCGAUCUUGGAGACAAUUGAAGCGGACACAGAAAACGCAGGCGCAGGGCUGGAUGCGGUUGCUGAUGCCGAUACGAGCUCGUUUAUUCUGGAUGGCGGCAUAGAGUCACCUCAAGCACCAUACCCCCAUCAGCAUCGAAGCCUCCACGAAGACUUCUCUAUGCGGGAGCAGAAACAUUCAUCCUCGGCCACAGCAAAAGGAUCACCCCAGGCCGGCUCAUCUCGUCCUCGAGCUUCCACUGAGACUUCGACAAAGAGGUCUGGCUCCAUCUCCCAUGUGACUGAAACCAGGACUCGCCACCAACCUAGCUCUACGUUACUUUCGCCUUCAGGGUUGAGCGGGACACGUGGAAGGGCACAGGUCUUGUCGGACAGCUCGCCGAAUGGACAGACAAAGAUGCACAAAUCAGACUCGACAGACAGUCUCCGUAAUAAGCGCAACACCAUUUCGACAACCUCCCGGUCUAUAUACCCUAAUACGCCUCUUUCGACCGGUAGCGCAAGCAAAAGACACUCCAGCACCACGUCGCCCCUGAACUCUCGUUCCAGAUCUGGCACCGCCUCGUCUCGAGUCGUACCGGCUUCUUCCUCAUUCUCGUCCAACUCGACCCCUUCGACUUCGCCACGACAGCCCACAACCCACUCCAGCGCCACCUCUGUGAUCACUCGGACGAUAAGGCAACAACAGCAGCAGAGGGAGUACAGCGCAAAUGUCCGGAACUCAAUGUCACAAAUGGCAACCCUUUCUGAAGGAGCGCCUUCGAAUGCCUCACACUUGGACUCAUUGGAUCGGAGACAGGCCAGCUCGGACUCGAAUGUUUCUGGAAAGACAAGUGACCUAGGAUCGACCAACAGACGGGGUCAGAGGCCACCCAGCUCUACGGCGCAUUCCUUCAGCGGCCUAUCCCCAGCAGCUACUGAGCUACUCAAGCAACAGGAGCGGCAGCAAAAGCAGGAAGAGGAAAAGAUCAAUCUACAGAAGAGUCCGCCUAGUUAUCUUCAGCAGCAGCAGCAGCAGGAAUUGCAUCAUCCAAGCGAGGAUGAGAACCGUAGGCGGUCGGCGGUCUAUUCUCAGUCACGAUCUCAUGUCAAGGACCGAUCUGUCCCAACACAUCAUCAGUCCCAGACACAACACUCGACAAAGUCUAACGAUACUACUAUGGACAGACAUCACUACCAGUCAAGUUACGAGUCUACGACACGCCAGCAGAGCAGACGACAGAGCGCAACGUCUGGUGACAAGUCCGGUACCCAUUCAUCAACAGCGGGCUCCAAUGGUCAUCAGUCGCAGCAGAGCAGCAGCGGCGUUGACGCCAAUGCGUUUACACUCCUCUACAAGGAAAUCAGGGAUUCCAUGGAUACUCAGUCCUUUGGAAUGUUUGCGCGUGUGGUGACGGCGUUCAACGAAGGAGAAAAGACCACGGACGAGACUCUGCAGGAGGUGAGUAUGAUUGUUCAGGACCGAGCACUGAAUCAGCGUUUCCGGGACUUGAUUCACAAGGCCAUUGCUGAGAAGGAGAGUCAACUAGAGAAUGGUGGAGCUAACGCGACCAUGGAUGGGGACGUGACGCUGGAGAUUGACCAUAGUCUGUUAUUGGACGAGGACGAGAACCGUAUUGAAGAAGGAGAUGAGGACUUGGCGGAGGACGAAAGAGACGAUGAUUUGAGAGACAGAAACGGAGACAUCGGAUUGGAUGAGCGAUUUCACGAGGGCAAUAAUAGUCUGGGCAGGAACGACUCUGGUCUGAGUGGUGGGAACGAAGAGGAAGAGUUAUUGAACCAUGCAAGGGACGGCGACUUGAACGAUCUUGAUGAUCCGGAUAAGAGCCGAUUGAGUAUUGAAGGACCGUCGUUAUUAAUUACAGAUGGGGAGGGACUGCAAGGGAUGGUGGAUUCAAGUAGGAGCGGUGAGUGGUCCGUUCUGUUCUUCGCCGGUUUGGAUCCCUCGGCCAUCCAGCCUCUUCUCCAGACGAUGCCUGUACAGAAUAACGUUAUCCUUGAUAGAAUCGCUUCCAGUGGAAUCAACUGCAACUAUCGCCCACCCUCAACCGCCUUCCCCUUUACAGCCACCCACUCUCCCAUUGCGUCUGGCACUGGCACUGGCACUGGUACAGGCUCAGCUAAUGGCACCGUAGUCUACUCUACCCUCACAUCGAUUAGCUACAUCGACACAACUCCACCCUCUAUGAACGAUCACACCACCUUCCCUCCAGCAACCUUUGACCACUCGUCAGCGUCAUCGACAUCAAUGAAUGGGAAUCAAGGGGUGACGACCAACCGGUUGAAUAUCGAGACCUCUCCAACCUCUCCCUAUUUUUCGUCUUCGACAUCGUCGUCGUACUCUCCUUCAUCUUAUCGUGAGUCAUCCUAUACUCCCUUUUCGACCGUCUCAGAACCUGGUCCUGAGGCCACCAUGUUUUUUCAUGCGGACCAUGAGAAGCAGCACCAGCAGUGCUUCUCCCACGACUUUACUACGACCAGCGCUACUACAACAGCAACUGCACACGACAACCAGGGCCAGAGCCAGGGACAGGGCUACCUCAAGCGCGACACGCCUCCGCACCAGCCAUUGUCGAUGCUUUCUUCUGUUGCUUCGCUCCUUCCGAAUAAUAAGCACCAGCAUGUCAACCAAGGGUCAGGCAGUAUUGUCAUCCCCACCAUGAUCCAGACACCCCGGCUUCGAACCCAGCAGCCAAUGCAUCCACCCCCGUCCGUCUGUCUCUCCCAGUCAUGGGGCGCUUCCGCCCAUACUCACGAUUUUGCUCCUCCUCCCUCCCCUGCACCUACCACCUCCAUUCCCCAUACUCCUCUACAGUCCUCAAGCUUCAUGUCUGUUCCUAUACCUCUGCAGUCCCCCUUCACCUGGUCCAUGCCCCUGUCCAUGCCCUCCCCCGCUCCUCUUUCUCCGAAUCCAAAGACAUAUUCGAAGAGCUCACCCAGCGGUGGCGCGCAUCCACUCGUGGCCACCAAUGUGCGCACGCUCCCAUCCAAUGCGUUUCCUCUCUCACCCAUCUCCUUAUCCUACUCGUCUUCGUCAUCCUCGUCGUCAAGACCUACAUCCACCACUCCAUCGUCAAGCCCCGUCCACUUCCCGACCUUCCGAAAACUCUCUUUCCCAUCAAGCGAUCACCUGCUUUCUUCAAGCCCUUAUGCUUUGCAUUCCAGCGCACCUCCACGAACUUCCAUCUCGCCUCCGUCCAUACCAACGUCGACCGAGCAGCAGCUCCGCCAGCUGUAUCAGUUCCACCAGCAGAACCAGUCGAUCUGCGAUUGCUCGUCUCCCAUGACACGCGAACUGUCGGCCUCUCUUCUAAUGAACCGCCAUGCAGAAUCGUUCAUGUUCCCAAGCGACAUUAGUGCCCCUGUCGUCACAAUCAGGGACAGGGAUUCCAGUCCUGACACCAACAAUGUCAAUCAGCACCUCUCCUCGGUAAAUGAUGAGAUCAAGUUGGAGGAUGCCGAGUACGACGAGAGGAUCAAGCUGGAGGAUGCUGAGCACGACGAGAUGGUCAACUUGGAGGAUGCCGAGCACGACGAUAAAGUCAUUUUGCAGGCCAUCGAGGCCGCACAAGAGCGCAUCAACCUGAGCCCCUCCCGCAAGAGAAUCCGUGGUCCCAAUGCUGGAGUCCGCCGAUCGGCUGCAGAGCUGGAUGGUGAGGAGUUUGCUGAUCGAGGUCUGGCCCGGAUACUCGUUUACGCGGAUGAUAAUCUCCGUGAGCUGGUUGCCCAACAGAAUGUCAUUAUCCGAGAGCCACAUGUCUAUGAUGCAGAUAUGAUGGAUCUCUACUGUCUAUCUCGAGGGGAUGGUGUCCAUGGCCGUCAUUUCCAUACAGGUGACAACUGUCUCAAGAACCAGAUGGGUUGUCACGUUGCCCUUGCAGUUCGAUAUGCCUACCAGAGCGAUCUUACCGAGACACACUUACUUUGGGUCAAUUGGAUCGACCGCAACGACAUCCCUAUCUCUAUCAUCAUGUCCUUUCCUGCAUGCACCAAUUUGAUCAUGCGCGCAUUGAAGGACGACCCAAGUAUGGGUGCACAAUAUCGAAUCCUUCGCAAACAAGGCUACUCGGACCCACCCAAGGCCUCCCCGCGCGAGUACGGUAAGAUUGCCAGUCUAAACCGGAUAUCGUGGUCGAUUGCCUUCCAAAACCAGAGCCACAUGACGACUCAGGCGAUGGGGUUCCUGCAGCGGGUCUCGCAGGCCUAUCAAGGUGCCAUGGGUUACCCCAGUCGUGGGAUGCUGAAGAAGCGAAAGAUGAGGGCUGUCGUUCGUGAAUCUGCAGCUUGGUAA
Molecule: messenger RNA, 4980 nt
Organism: Linnemannia hyalina
Lineage: Eukaryota; Fungi; Mortierellomycota; Mortierellomycetes; Mortierellales; Mortierellaceae
Source: the annotation of a GenBank genome assembly